Molecule: messenger RNA, 1590 nt
Organism: Malania oleifera
Lineage: Eukaryota; Viridiplantae; Streptophyta; Magnoliopsida; Santalales; Ximeniaceae
Product: probable ubiquitin-like-specific protease 2A
Exons: 9
Coding region: 442-1323 (293 amino acids)
Biological process (GO): proteolysis
Molecular function (GO): cysteine-type peptidase activity
Source: RefSeq, a predicted model, not a curated record
AACCCCCAAAAAAAGAAAAAAUGUCACCCCAUUUUUCCCGAAAUGUAUUAGAACAAAAAAGGGCCCCCGGGGGGGAGGGAGGCGUGCGGCUUUCUGAGACGGCACGCCAAAUGCAUUUGGUUCCAGCAGUUAUAGAGAGAGAGAGAUCAGAACUGAGGAGGAAGCAGUAGUACAGGAGAAAGAUAAUUCUCACUUUGAAGCUCGUUCGAUUUGUUCAAUCCUUCAGGAACCCUCGCAUAUUUGAUACCGUACCUGAGUGCCGACAUGGCGUGUCAUUUCGGGGCAACGACCUAACCCACCCUUCCCUACUUUUUGUUACACUCGGGUGUUACAAGUGUAACACGUUGCUUGUAGGGGACACCCCAGCAAAUAUUCGUGAUCUUGGCUAUCUAUUCCCAAGCCACUCUUCAAAACAUCUCAUUUUUUCCAUGAUAGCGCUUCAUGGGAAAGCGGAAGCUUCGCAAUCAACAGCCGACAUGCAUUGAUCUUGUUUCUCCGACUUCAGAGUUUUGUGGAGAUCAAAUUUCAAAACAUCGCUCAUGUUGGUUACACAUGGCUGCAUACAUGCAUGCUCGUCAAAAGGGAGUAACUAAAGAAGAAUCGGAAGAGAUAAGGAGAUUUGAACUAACAUCCCCUUGUUUUUUACAUACCUUCCCUCAACGUGAACGAUCAAGGAGGAGGAUUCACUGCAGGAAUACGAUAUCUAAACAAAACAAGAAGCUUAAUACGAAUACUUUUGAUGACUACUUAGAGAAAAUGUGGAGGAGCUUCUCUGAGGAUAAGAGGACUUCCUUUACGUGCCUUGAUAGCUUAUGGUUUCACUUGUACCUGAAAAAAGCAGCUUCCAGACCAAAGGUGUUGUCAUGGAUUAAGAAGAAACAAAUUUUCUCAAAGAAAUAUGUUUUUGUUCCCAUCGUUUGCUGGAGUCACUGGAGUCUUCUGAUCUUGUGCCACUUUGGUGAAAGUAUGCUGUCAAAAACCAAAACACCAUGCAUGUUGUUGCUAGACUCACUUGAGAUGGCAAAUCCAAGGAGGCUUGAACCCAUAAUAAGAAAAUUUGUACUGGAUGUAUACAAAGCAGAGGGCAGACCAGAGAAUAAAGGACAAAUUUCUCAAAUUCCUUUCUUGGUGCCUCAGGUGCCACAACAGAGAGAUAACAAGGAGUGUGGGAGUUUCGUUCUUUACUACAUAUAUCUGUUCGUGGAGGGAGCACCUGAAAAAUUUAGCAUUUCUAAUGGUUACCCAUAUUUUAUGAAACAAAACUGGUUUAGCCUUGAAGGCUUAGAGCACUUCUGCAAUGAACUCUCUUCCUCUGAAAAGUAGAGCUCACAGGUUUAAGUUCAAGACUAUACAUGCAUAGAUGCAUUUUUUGUAUAGCAAAUUGUAGUCAUUGAGGCGGAUUUUAUACCUUAUGAAAUUACGAAGAUGAAGAUGUUAGGAUGUAGUAAACUUAAGCCAUAAUCACAAAAAUAUAGGGUUCAAGCUUCAUUCUUUUGAGCAACGGGAGGUGUUUUGAGAGGUAUAGGGUUAAAACAUUUGUAAUGUGGCUCCUCUGCGUAUUUGUUUAAAGGGGAAAGUUUUUUGAGUUUU